Messenger RNA from Oryzias latipes (Japanese medaka), 17707 nucleotides. It is a transcript of the gene kmt2cb, whose product is annotated as lysine (K)-specific methyltransferase 2Cb. The record is from RefSeq and is a predicted model, not a curated record. Gene Ontology annotation, biological process: positive regulation of transcription by RNA polymerase II. Lineage: Eukaryota; Metazoa; Chordata; Actinopteri; Beloniformes; Adrianichthyidae. Gene Ontology annotation, molecular function: protein binding; histone H3K4 methyltransferase activity; transcription coactivator activity. Gene Ontology annotation, cellular component: nucleus; MLL3/4 complex.
GUCUAAAAGGGGACGCUUUAAUUUGGUGGCAGAGAGGGGGCAGUUACGGCUAUUUUUCUAAACUACCAAAGCCGUUGCGGAUGAAAUAUAACAUCUAUUCCAGAGUUAGUCAUUUAUAAUUGUAGAAAUCCGACGACGGCAGGAUCUUUGUCGCUAGAGAAGGUUUGCAGGGGCUGGAAACUGAACUGUUGACACUCCCACCCCCGAAAAGACUAGAAUCCAGUUUCCGUCUUUUGGCUACUUCCUGGCCAUUAUUUUAUUUACUAAAUGCUGGUAUCCCUCCGCAGGGUCAGAGAGUAUUUUGAACAGAAUGUAAAACGGUUUGCGCUCUGUUUUCUUGCAUGUCGUGCUAUCAACGUGUUUAAAAUCUGACGGGUUUUUGAAGUGGCACCGUCCUGAGGAGUCACGAGGAUUACUAGGUAUUUGUUUGCUCAAGUUCUGUCAGUAGGUGGUGGAUCUAGAUUGUUAGGAGCCUGGAGGGGGAUGUGGUUCGAUGCCACUUAUCAUUAGAUAUGGCCAUCGUUUUUAGACUACACCGAGGCGUCAUCUUUCCCUUAAUUUUGUCAUAAAUCGUGGGAAUUUGGGGUUUUGCUCCGCGUGGCAGGCAUAAUGUUGUUUUUUGCAAACUAGUGUUUGCUUUCCCAUAUUUUUGGAGCCAGUUGUUACUGCGUGGCAGAGUGGUUACGAGAGUCUUCUAACUAGCCGCUUGGUCCCGCAGCUUGUCGCAGCUGAAGAAAAUAGAACCAGUUGUUGCCAACCCAGCAGUCGGCAUCCAACAUUUGCUUUGCACAACGCUAUACCUUUAAAAAGGAUUGUGUUACAUUGCUUUAUUCCCGGGGCUCUUGCAGUGGCGUGUAUUUCGGGGUUUCUUUGUGUGUCUGUGUUAAUGAUAAAAAAAAAUUGCUGGCCAUAGACUUGGGUGGCUAACGCCAACUAGCUAUAUAACCUGAACUCGUGCGACGACAGCUGUCAUUGGAGAAAGGAAAGUGAUCCCAACAAAUGCGCCUGCCAGUGAAGCGGUUUUCUGUUGGAUUUACAUCAGCUGCUUUCCCGUCAAAUGGUGUUUUUGGACAUGAAGAGGAUAAUUCGCUGUCCAUAGGGCCGGAAGAAUGUCAUCAGAGGAUAAGUCUGUGGAACCCUCUGAUCAGCUUCCCUCACCGCUGCCUAGCAGUGUAGGGGCCACAUCCACAGGAAGCCCUGUCCACACAGACAAGAGACCCCGUGGCAGGCCACGCAAGGAUGCUGUUGCCAUCCUAGCCCAGACACCACCCCCAUCCACAUCUAAGAACAAAAAGAAAGGUCGCACCAGAGGGAAAGUUGCUGUAGAAGAAGAAGACAGCAUGGAUGGGACAGAGAUAACAGAGUCCACUGACCCUCCAGAUACAGAAACACAAACCCAACAGGCAGAGACUAUGGAAGUUCUGACCGCUGAUUUGCCAGAUGAAGACAAACCGUUUUCCCCUCUGGCCUUCAGUCCGUCAGUUGAAAGCUCAGAUGGACCAACUGUCCCGCCAAGUGGAGGAAUCAAAAGCAGUGAGCGACUCUGUGCCUUUUGUUACUGCGGUGGCCAUAGCCUUCUGGGUCAGGGAGAUCUGAAAGUAUUCAACACCACAUUUCAAGAUGAAAAAUUCCUCCGCUGUAGAGGUGAAGGAGGCUCAACAAACGAUAAUGGUGAUGGUGACACAACCACUCAGCCACAAUUGGCCGAAGACAUCGCCUCAGGACAGAAGGAAAAGAACGGGGCUGUGAGCUGCAAAGCAGAACCGGACCUCGCCAGCCGAUUCUGGGAUGAGCUCUCUUAUGUUGGCCUUCCAAAAGAUCUUGAAGUCCAGUCUCUCUUUGAGUCAGGGAAAUGUUGGGCACAUGAGAGUUGUGCCUUGUGGUCUGACGGUGUUUGUAAGAGUGAGGGACAAUCUCUGCUUAAUGUGGACAGAGCCAUUGACUCAGGGAGCACAAAGCACUGUGCAUACUGUAAGCGCCUUGGAGCAUCCAUUAAGUGCUGUGCUGAAGGAUGUGCUCAACUCUACCAUUACCCCUGUGCGGGGGCAGCCGGGACUUUUCAGGAUAUUAGGAGUUUAUCGCUCCUCUGCCCAGAUCACAUUGAAGUGGCAAUUCAUAAAUUUGUAGAUGAUGUAAAUUGCGUGCUGUGUGAUAGUCCGGGGGACCUACUGGACCAGCUCUUCUGCACAAGUUGUGGUCUGCAUUACCAUGGGAUGUGCCUGGACAUGGCCGUUACUCCUCUAAGAAGGGCAGGUUGGCAAUGCCCUGAGUGCAAAGUCUGCCAGACAUGCAAGAACCAUGGAGAUGACACUAAAAUGCUGGUUUGUGAUAUGUGUGACAAAGGCUACCACACCUUUUGUCUUCAGCCGGCCAUGGAAUCUCUUCCCACCAAUGGAUGGAGAUGUAAGAACUGCAGAGUAUGCAUCCAGUGUGGAACACGAACCAGUGGACAUUGGCACCACAACAGCCUACUGUGUGAGAAUUGUUUCCAAAACCAGGAUCCUGCUCUGUGCUGCUCAAUGUGUUCUUGCAUCCUGGACCCUGAGCAUCACAAAGACUUACUGUUUUGUCAGACUUGUAAGAGAUGGUUACACCUGGAGUGUGAGCGUCAGAACAGCGGCCAAACAGAAAUCAACCCAAGAGAGGACUAUGUUUGUUUUAACUGCAGGUCUCCUGCUGCAGAGCAGGCUCUACUGACAGAGGAUAUGGACCUUGGCCCAGAGCUCAGGCUUCAGCCAGCCUCCAUGCACACAGACUCUGAGACUGGCCUACAGCUGGCUGAAAAGCACACAGACCCCGAAACUGGCAACCAGCUGCCCCCUGAAAUGCACAAUGACCCCAAACCGGAAUUAGUUACUGUUUCAUUGCAUUCUGAUCCAAAGCCUGUUCAGGCUACCGUCCAGAAGGAGGAGCUACCCGUGACAGACCAGAAGCCUGCAGCAUCUCAUGGAACAGACUCUGUCCAAACGCAGGACACUGAACCUUCUGUUAAAGAAAUUCCAGUAGGAUCUCCACCAGAAUCAAAACCAGCAGUCGGAAUCCAGCUCUUGUCAGAAGAAAGUCCUGUAGCGUCAUCAAAUCAGAGCCAGGAGCCUCUUCCAGUCCAACAGCCUGCGGAGGCCACAGAGGCACAGGACACAUUGUUGCAAAUCAAACCAGCACAUACAGAAGCCUGCCCUUUUGAGGGCAUGGCUAACCAUAGCACAAAGGAUUUUAAGGCCAUUAUUUCACCCACCAAAGAGCAGAGUACUACGCCAGUUACUUAUGUGGACCAACCAAUGGAAGUCACACUACUACCCCAGCCUUCAAGUGUGAAUCUAACCGGGGCUUCUUUCUUGGAAACUGCUCCAACUGAACUGAGGAAAAGACAUGAGAUUCCGUUUCAUAUAACCCUCCCAGAGGCUGCUAAGCCCUCAUCCUCAAGGACUUCAGCAGACAUGGACACUACACUGGAAAACAAACCAAAUUUGUCAUUUACCAGCUUGUCAUUGGAGGAGAAGCCAAUCAAGUCGUCUGUAGAAAGAUUAGUUGAAAUGGUUUCUUCUUCCCACUCCUCCCCUUUGACUCGAAUGGCCCCACUCAAAGAAGCCCCCCAGACCCACAUUCUGCCCUCACUGGAUGACGGCAGCGGUGUGAUACCUCCAACAGCCCUUGUUCCGUUUACCCCAAAAAUUGGAAUGGGAAAGCCAGCCAUUACAAAGAGGAAGUUUUCUCCUGGAAGGCCACGAGUCAAACAGGGUGCAUGGAGCCCUCAUAGCAGUGUGAGCUCACCCUUGUCCUGGUCAUCAGACCAGCCAGAGGGUUGGGACCCAAAGACCAGGCAGCCUUCAUACAGCCCCGGGUGGAGCAUCAGAGUGGGUCGAGGCUCAGGCUUCCCUGGGAGGAGGCGUCCAAGAGGAGCUGGUCUGUCGGGUCGAGCUGGGCGCGGCAGAGCCAGAGGAAAGAAUGGAGUCAGCUCCAGCAUCAACCCUGGGCUGACAACAUUUGAAAUGCAGUACCCGGUCAAGGAAGAGGAGGAAAAUGCAAUGCAUAAUACAGUUGUCAUUUUUUCCAGCAAUGACAGUUUUACUCUGAAACAGGACAUGUGUGUGGUGUGUGGGAGUUUUGGCCUCGGUGCAGAGGGUCGUCUUCUGGCCUGCGCUCAGUGUGGCCAGUGCUAUCAUCCGUUCUGUGUUGGCAUAAAGAUCAAUAAGGUGGUGCUAAGUAAAGGCUGGCGUUGUUUGGAGUGUACUGUGUGCGAAGCUUGUGGCCAAGCCACAGAUCCGGGCCGGUUACUGCUGUGUGAUGACUGUGACAUCAGCUAUCACACCUACUGCCUGGACCCUCCACUGCAGAAUGUUCCCAAGGACAGCUGGAAGUGCAAGUGGUGUGUGUCAUGCACUCAGUGUGGUGCCACCACCCCUGGCCUUAGGUGCGAGUGGCAGAGUAAUUACACCCAGUGUGCUCCCUGUGCCAGCCUUUCCACAUGUCCAAUCUGCCUGGUUAACUACAGCGAAGGCACCGUUAUUGUUCAGUGCCGCCAGUGUGACAGAUGGUUUCACGCCUCCUGUCAGGGGUUACACUCGGAGGAUGAUCUAGAAAAAGCUGCAGAAAACAGCUUCGACUGCACCAUAUGCCAAACUUUAAAGACCACUAAAGUUGUGACUAAGACCAGAGACAGCAAUGCGCCACUUGUCUUGACACCAUAUGUAACAAAGGCUAGAGAACUUGAUUUAUCGAGGACAUACACCCAGGAUGGUGUUUGUUUAACAGAGUCAGGGCUCUGUCAGCUUCAGAGCUUAUCUGCUGCUGCUUCAAGACGGCGGAAAACCAAGCCCAAGUUGAAGCUGAAAAUCAUUAACCAGAACAGUGUGUCUGUGCUUCAGCCUCCCAUGGACUCGCUCUCAGAACUCUCACGGGAUGAAGAUAUGGAGGACAACAGAGAGGCGGAGCUCCUCGAUUGUGAAGCAAAGUCUGAUUCGAGUCUUGAGCGAGAGCCAAUGGAGGAUGACUCCAAGGGGGUCGACGGCGGCAAGAAGAGGAAGAGGAAACCGUACCGGCCGGGCAUUGGUGGGUUCAUGGUUCGCCAGAGGAGCCGUCCAGGCCAAGGACCGGGAAAAGCCAAGCGCUCUUAUUGCAGGAAGGACUCGUCUGGCUCCAUGUCAGAGAAUCUUAUCGGAAAAGAUGAAGGUUGGGCGGAGCUGCAUCCAGAUACUCCUGUAGAUGAAGUUGCACCUGGACCAGAGGUUCCAGAAAAGAUAAAGAAACGCUACCGGAAGAAAAAGACCAAGCUAGAGGAGGCUUUCCCCGCCUACCUUCAGGAGGCUUUCUUUGGAAAGGAUCUUUUGGACAAAAGCAAGCAGAGUAGACAGCAUGGAGGUGAAUCGGGCUUACUAGAAGAUGGGCAAAACCAAGUGGAGCGAAGACGCACCAAUACCAGCGUCCUGGACUCUUCAUCGGUGCUCAACUUCUCGGCAACGUCUAUUCCUACCAGACCAGGUAUUGCACAGACGCCCGAUGAACCCUUAGUUGAUCUAGCUGAUGUUCUGAACUCUGAUGCAGACAUCUUGGGAAUGCUCGGAAAGUCAAGCAGUGAAUCUGGUCUUGAUUUUUGCUCCUUCCAGGUUGACAGCUCACCUCCUCCUUUUGCUGGUUUGGACAUUGGGCCCCUGACGGACAGCUCCACAGUGGGGUCUCAGACUGGUCGAAGAACACCUCGAACGAUCGCAGACGAGCCUUUAGACGGCAUUCUCAGCCCAGAGCUUGAUAAGAUGGUGACUGAUGAAACAAUUCUCAGUAAACUCAAUAAAAUUCCAGAGUUGGAGGGCAAGGAUGUGGAAGAUCUCUUUACGGCAGUUCUCAGCCCAAGUACAAGCCAACCACUAACCACACAGAUGCCCCACCCCCAAAUUCCAGGUGCUCUCCCUCCCACAGCUUGCAGUAGCAUGUCCCAUCCCAACACAGCCUUUCCAAGGAUGCCUAUGAUCAAUGGCAUGAUGGGACCAAAUCAACGUUUCCCUGCAAACCCUGGAACAGGGCCCCGCUUCCCAGAAAAUGUUUCCUCGCUUAACCGAAUGCCUUUCUCUGAAAACCCAAGAGAUAGAAAAUUUAAUCAGAUGCCUAGAGAGGCUGUUGGUCCAUGGCCGCCCUCUGCACACGGUUCUGCUCCUGCACUCCCCGGAUCUUUGCCUGAAGGAGAAACUGAAGCCAUGUCAAAUGCUCAAAGGAGUACACUAAAGUGGGAGAAGGAAGAAACACUUGGAGAACUAGCCACCGUGGCACCUGUCCUGUAUACAAACAUCAACUUCCCCAACCUCAAAGAAGAAUACCCAGAUUGGUCAACAAGAGUAAAGCAAAUUGCUAAACUGUGGAGGAAAGCUAGUUCACAAGACAGGGCCCCAUAUGUGCAAAAGGCAAGAGAUAACCGAGCAGCCCUGCGCAUCAACAAAGUCCAGAUGUCGAAUGAGACAGUGAAGAGGCACCAUCCACAGCAACAGCCUCCUGAGGUGUUUGAUCCCAACAUACCACUAGACACAGAACUCCUGUUUAAAGACCCUUUGAAACCAAAAGAGUCAGAGCAUGAACAAGAGUGGAAGUUUAGACAGCAAAUGAGACAGAAAAGCAAGCAACAAGCCAAAAUUGAAGCCACACAGAAACUGGAACAAGUGAAGAAUGAGCAACUCCAACAGCAGCAGCAACAACAGCAGCCAAGCAGCCAAUCAGAUGGAGAUGGCAGUAACCAGAGCCCAGCCUCCCAGCCUAGCAAUGAAAGCAUGUCCCCUAUGCAGCAGUUUAAUUCUAAAGAAAAUUUUGUCAGACCACACCUGCAAGGGACGCCUUCCUCAGCUCCUUUAGAGGAUGUGUUUAUACGGCCACAACCUCCUCCUCCAUCUGGGCCUUCGUCCCAGCCUCAGUCUCCUCAAGUAUUUUCACCAGGUUCUUCUGGAUCCAGACCCUCCUCACCAUGGGACCCAUAUGCCAAAAUGGUUGGUACCCCUAGACCACCAACUCUCGGACCAAAUGCCUGUCGCAGGAUACCGGUGGAAUCUAGCAAGUCUCCAACCCCCCUGAUUGAACAGCAGGACAAAGGAAGACCCUCUCCAGCACAUGAAUCUUUUGGUUCUCCUACAUCAGCAAGCAGUGACCCCUAUGCCAAACCCCCUGACACUCCAAGACCAUCUGGAGAAGUCGACCUUUUUCUGAAACCAAUGGGUCCACCCAGAAACAUUCAGUCUGCUCAUGGACGACCCCCAAUGGGCUCUCCUGGCAGAGACCCAUAUUCAAGGCCCAUGAUCAGAAACGACGCAUACCAGCGUAUGACCCAGAACCGAAUGAUUUUGUCCGAUCCCUAUUCAAGGCCUUUAAUAGCGCCAAUACCUGGGAGUAACGAGUCAGGCUCAGUUCCUCUGUUUAAAACACCAAUGCCGCCUCCUCAAACUCAAGAUCUGUUUAAUCGACCAGGUCCUCAUUCCAAUGACAGAUUUUUACAGAAUCAGCAGAGUGACCCUUACGCACAACCUCCACAUACCCCCAGACCACUUGGUAAUGAUGGAUUUACCAAUCCAUCUAGAAUGGGCCAGCAUCACCUACAGGGACAUUCAUUUCAUCAGCCAGGCCCAAUGAAUCAGACAUCUAGAAACCCUUACGCACAUGCUCCAUCCACACCAAGGCCAGACCACUUCACAUAUGACCACUAUCCUCAACCCCCUGGUCCUAACAAGCAAGGCAGUGAUUCCUUUUCACAGCCUACAGUUAAUCAACGGGCCAUCAAUGAACAUGGAACUCAACCCCGGCCAUUUUUUGAACCUUAUGCCCGACCCCCUGGCACUCCACGUCCACAUGACAACUAUGUUCAGCCAUCAAAUGCAUUUAGUCAGUCUUCAGACCCCUAUUUACAGGCUCCCGGUACUCCUCGUCCAAGUAUGAUGAACCAGUUCUCUCAUCAGUCUCUCCAUGGGCAGAGGACAUCUCCCUCCCAUCCAGUCGACCCUUAUGGACAGUCACAAAGCGCUCCAAGAAAUUCUGUUGGAGAAAGGUUCUCAAAGUCCCCAGGUAGCCAGAGGGGGAUGGCAGAACCAUUUCCUAGUACUUGUGUUCCGCUAAGAGCAGGCAUUGGUGAGGCAUUCCCUCAACCAGGGGCCCCAAGACCAAUGCUUAAUGACCCCUAUGCCCAACCUCCCGGGACUCCAAGACCUGGUCCUGAUGGCCUGAACAGACCUGUACUCAAGAUUGGACCAUUGGCAAGUCAGGAUCCUUUCUCCUCGCCCCAAGGCAGACUCCAAGAGCAUUUUUCUCAUUCAGACUCGCAUGCACCAAAACAUUCAAAUGUCCCAGAAGAUGGAUUUAGUCAGUCUCCAUCCAGAAGGCCCAAUCAGACACCUAGCCAUGACCCUUUUGACCAAGCCCCAAUGACCCCUCAUUCACAGUCAGCUGAAAACAUUGAAGCAAAGGAUCAAGCAGCUGUAAGUAUCAGUGGAACCGGCCCUCAAGACCCUGUCCAAUUGUUUAACAACCCUCAAGUCUCCGGUACUUCAGCUGACGCUCAGGGGCUUGCUGCUGUUGAGACUGAGGAGAGACUCAAACAGAGACAGAAAAUCAGGGAACUCAUCAAACAGCACCAACAGAAGAGACAAGAAAGGAGCCUUCAGGAGCCGGCCAGCAUGGCUCCAGGAACACCAAGACCAUGGCCCCAGGAGGGCCCCAGUCAACAGGGUGAAGUGUUCAACCGACCACCUCCACCAUAUCCUGGACAAGUACCUAUAAGAGGACCUACAAGAUUUCCUGGAGCUUUUCAAGGAGAUCGUGUUCCUUUCCAUAAUGAAGGACAACUUCCGUGUGCCCCAAAUCCUGGAGAUUCUAAUUUGAGGCAUCAAGGACCAAGGUUUGCGUUUCCUGCUGGACUUUUAGGACCCCAUGGGGCACAAGGGUUCUUUCCAAGAGGGCAGCACCCAAUGCAAGAUGUACCUCCUCAAAUUAGACAGUCCAUGUCAGCAGAAAUGACGAGAGGUAUGGGAGGCAAUCCAAUGGGACUUCCCCAGCACUUUCCACCGCAUAAUAUGCCAAUGCAGCAGCACAACAUCAUGGGGCAGCAUUUCAUCGAGCUGCGACACAGAACAGUAGAAAACAGACCACGUGCUCCUUUUCCACUGGGCGCCAUGCAAGGAAACAAUUUGGAUCCCAACGUGCAGGGUCAAAGGUCAGCUGGGUUUCCUGGAGCGCACGAUUCAAGAUUUCAUUUAAAUCACGGACUUAAAAUGUUAGAUCCCAACCAGACUGGUCACUUGCAGCCUUCUGCCAGCAUGGAAAAUCUUCAUCAUCAAACCCAAUCAUCAGGAAUCAACCCAAUGAAACAAUCUCCACUGAUGAGAUCUAUGAGCCAACCCGCCUCAAACGAGGCACAUAACUUUGCACCAUCCAUGAUGUUCCCUGCAGCCUCUGCUGGGCCGAUUGAGAAUGUUUCCGUUAACAACAGUGAAGCUGUUGAGGAGAAACUUGAUACAGACGAUUCAGCAGUCAAAGAUCUUGAGGAUGUUGAGGUGAAAGAUCUUGUAGAUGCUGACUUGGAAAACUUAAAUUUAGAUCCUGAAGAUAGCAAAGACCUAGAUCUAGAGACAAACGACCUCCACCUUGAUGACUUUCUGACAUCAGGGAAGUUUGACAUAAUUGCUUACACAGACCCAGACUCGGAUGACAUUAAAAAAGACAUGUUUAAUGAGGAGUUAGAUCUUGGUGAUCCAAUCGAUGAUGCUGCUGAAUCAACAAACACAAACAAAAUUAUAAGCACUGAAUCAGGUAAAUCUAUAGCUACCGUUGCUAAAUCUGAGUGUGCAAGCAAACAGUCCACAGAGGAACCCAAACCAGAGGUUUCUGGGAAUCGUGACUCUGAUUCUUUGCCACCUGACCAGGUAGUUAAAUCAGAGGUCAAAGACUGUCAGAGGCCAACUAAGGUGGUACACCAGCAAGCUUCUGAAAAUGCCACACAUCAGCAGGGGGUUCUCUCUGACUCCACCCCAGUCCUUUCUAGUUUGCUCAUUAAGCAGCAGCCUGAAGAGCAGUCAUUAAAUACAAUCUCUGCAUCUGUCAGUCAAGGAGCUAACCUUAUGGUCCAGCAGAACCAAGUGACUGAUACUCGGCAAACCUCAGAACACGCUCUGAGUCAAACAAUACCUGACACCACUGUGGGAGAAGUUUCUGUGACUGGCUUUGGUGUAGAACAACAAAUGGGGCUGAGCCCUGGAGUAGAUCAGAGUGGUUUGAGUCAGACCCAGCAGGGAGGGGGUCAACUUGGCCAGCAACAGCGCCCCCUUCUGCUGGAGGAGCAGCCUCUUUUAUUGCAGGACUUAUUAGACCAGGAAAGGCAAGAACAGCAGCAGCAGAGGCAGAUGCAAGCCAUGAUACGACAGCGUUCCAGUGACUCCUUUUUCCCCAAAAUCGAUUUUGAAACCAUCACUGACCCCAUCAUGAAAGCCAAAAUGGUGGCUAUAAAGGGCAUCAAUAAAGUCAUGGUUCAGAACAACAUGGGAAUGACACCAAUGGUCAUGAACAGAUAUCCACCUGGACCUGGGCCACCUUGUCCUGAAAGCACACCCCUCCCUCCACAAGUGCUCGGACCGGAUGGUAAACUGACGCAAGUAACAAGACCCAAUCCUCCAACUUUUGGACCAGGAUUUGUCAACAAUCCUCAGAGAGCUCAGUAUGAAGAGUGGCUCCAGGAGACUCAGCAACUACUUCAAAUGCAGCAGAAGUUUCUAGAAGAAAAGAUUGGCGCUCAUAGAAAGUCUAAGAAAGCCCUGUCUGCCAAGCAAAGAACUGCGAAGAAGGCAGGCAGAGAGUUCCCAGAGGAGGAUGCAGAACAGCUCAAGCAUGUCACAGAGCAGCAGGGUGUAGUGCAGAAACACCUGGAGCAGAUCCGGAAACAACAGAAAGAACAUGCUGAACUGAUUGAAGAGUACAGAGUAAAACAGCAACAAAACAACAUGACACCGAUCAUGUCUGGGAUGCACCCACUGCCGGGCUCCGCUGGCAUGGUGCCCGCUGGCCCCCCAAUGGUGCAGCCUCCCAUCAACCCCAUGAUGCAGAUGCCACUUCGCUCUGGCCAACCAAAUGCCCCUCCACGUAUGCCCAACCCUCAACCUGGCUGGCAUCCUGGUGCUCCCAUGCCCAUGAGUGGACCAGGAAUGCCCCCUUUAAUGCCUCCUCAGGUACCUGUUGCAAAUCCACCCCAGCCCCUUCAAAUGCCAAUGGCUCAAAUGCCCAUGGAUCCUCAGGCACCACAUGCUCCACCUGGGGGUGCAAAGCCCCUGCAGGCAGGCGGCGUAAAAUUUGACGACAACAACCCUUUUAGUGAAGGUUUCCAGGAGCGAGAAAGGAGGGAGAGACUUAGGGAGCAACAGGAGAGACAACGGGUGCAGCUCAUGCAGGAGGUCGAGCGCCAGAGAGCCCUGAAACAUCGCAUGGAAAUGGAGCAGCAAGGGAUGAUGGGACCAGAUGGAAACAUGGCACCACUCGCCCAGAUGCCUUUUUUUAAUUCUGAGUUGCCACAAGACUUCAUGCAGCCUCAAAGACCCUCUAUGCCGCAAUCGCAUCAAUUAGGUCCAAUGUUUCCUCAACAGCAGGGCAUGCAGCAUGGCAUCAGCUCGCCCCCUGGAACAUUCAUUCAGGGUGAUAGGAGAGGCAUGAUGGGGAAUGGGAUGAUGGCAGCUGAUGUGGGGCCUGAUAAUGUUCCCCUUCAGGGACUUGGUUUUCCUCAUGGUCAUCCGCGGCCUCGUCAGUUCAGCGGACCAGGACUGAUGCCAGCAGAGGGUCCGCCUUUUGAUGGUGACACAGCCACACCCCUUCCAUCCAACUUUCCAGGUUCGGGUCAGUCGCUCAUUCAGCUGUACUCCAACAUUAUCCCAGACGAGAAAGGCAAAAAGAAACGGAAUCGCAAGAAAAAGAAGGAGGAUGACGCAGAUUCAGUCAAGACGCCAUCAACGCCACACUCGGACCUCACAGCCCCCCUCACACCCUGUGUCUCUGACACUUCCUCAACUCCAACAAGAAACACUCAUCUUUUUGGAGAGCAGGACUUGUCGAGGUCCCCCUUACUGGGGUCGUCCACUCCCAGUCACACAGAGCUUGAGAAGCAGCUUUCUGCAGCCCAGUCUGGACCUCAUGGUUUGCCCUCUGAGACGUCCAGGACCCAGGUCCAGGACCAUGACAGAAUACUGAGUAACAUCAAACUUGAGAAGACGGAAACAACUGAGUGUCACGGGCAAAGGGAAGGAUCCAUCUGCUCAGACAUGAGCUCCGUAAAGGAAGAGGGGAAUAAAGGGGGCGUGUCCCCAUUUCCUGCUGAGCAAAGUCCAAACAAGGGCGAGUCCAGCAAUGAGCUACUCAAACAUCUUUUAAAGAACAAGAGCACACCUCCACCUGCUCUGUCUCACCAGAGGUCAGAGGAAAGCCUUCGCUCUGAGGAGGGGGAAACCCCCGACUGCAAAAGCUUUCUGAGACAGAGCUCCAUGGACAGCAGUGGGCAGGCAUACUCCGAUGGCACUUCUGACUUUCCUGGGCCUCAGCUGCCUGAACAAGAGAAGAAGAAGGGGCGGAACAAGAGACCUCCGAAAGGAGGAGAAAAACCCGCCUCGCGCUACAAGAAAAGGAAGAAAGAUAGAGACGAGAGGCAGCUGAUGCACUCUGGCUCGGACACAGUCAUAACGCAGAUCAAGCAACAGCUCUCCUUGCUGCCGCUCAUGGAGCCUCUGAUUGGAGUAAACUUUGCUCACUUUGCUCCUUAUGGAAGCGGGCAGCUCAAUGGAGAAAACCUCCUGACUGGUACUUUCGGCAGUGCCUCGCUCGACGGAGUUUCUGAUUAUUACUCCCAGCUCGCCUACAAGCAAAGUAACUUGAGCAAUCCUCCAACACCUCCGGCAUCUCUUCCUCCCACUCCACCACCUGUGAGUCGGCAGAAAAUGAUCAAUGGAUUUGCUACAACUGAGGAGCUGGCCAGCAAAGCUGCUGCGAUGGUCUCCAAAGGGCUGGUGCCAAAGCCCCUGCAUGUCCCCUUCAGGCCAGAGGAAGAUCUUCUUGCUCGAGCCAUUGCUCAGGGUCCCAAAACUGUGGAUGUUCCAGCUUCCCUUCCCACCCCUCCUCACAACAACCAGGAGGAGCUCAGUAACAGGGGGCAGGAGGCUUGCAAGGACAGAGACACACCUGACAGCUUUGUACCAUCCUCAUCUCCUGAGAGCGUGGUUGGCAUGGAGAUCAGCCGCUACCCAGACCUGCGCCUGGUGAAGGAAGAGCCUCUUUCCCCCUGCCUGUCCCCUGCGUUCCCCCUGCUUCCUGCCCCUGAUGGGAAAGGGUCAGAGAUCAAACUCCAGGAUAUCAAGACUGAGCCGUCUUUCAUGUUCUUCGGUUCUCCGCUUGGCCCCGUGUCCAGUGAUUCUAAGCAAGGAUUGGUGUCUGUGGCCAUCACUUUGAGGCCGGCUGCAGCUGAGAACAUCACCGGUGUGGUAGCAGCCAUCUCAGACCUGUUGUGCGUGAAGAUUCCUAGCAGCUAUGAAGUGAGCAGCACCCCAGACAGAGCCCCUCUGUCCAUGCUGAACGCUCAGAGGAUGGGUCCUCUUGGCAUGGAGGCGCGCCAUCCCAUGCUCUUCCACGGACAUGGAGACGGGGGAGGGCUCCAGGGUCGGCACGGCCAGAUGAUCAGAGCCGGCGGCCCACAGGGAGUGAUGCAGCAGCAGGGACAUCAGUUCCGUUUCUAUCAAAACAACCAAGGCACAACUGUACCGCGAGGGACUGACGGUAAGACCCCAACUAACCCUGCAUGUAAACCUCACUGGUGCUGCCACUGUAAAGUGGUGGUUCUUGGAAGUGGAGUGCAGAAAGCCAUCAGAGAUCUCCCGGAUCACAUGAAGGAACCUCAAAUGGGUUUAAAUUCGGAAGAGGACCUGGUCUUUUGCAGUCACAGCUGUUUCGUUCUGUACUGUUCAUCUUCCCUGUCGCAGUCCAGGCCGAUGGCGGCAGAAACAAAGGAGUCCAUGUCCCUUUUGCCAUCCUCGGACCAAUCGGAGAACCUUUGCAAAGCUCAUCACCAGUACAAUAACAACAUGUCCUCACUGGAUGUUCACUGCCUGGCCAAACUGCAGCCAAAGCACUCUCCCCCCUCGACUCCUCCUAUUCCCUUUCCCGCAGCAGACGAGGCACCCAAGUCCGAGAUCAAAUCGGACGCCCUGAAGGUAACUGUCAAGCUAAAGGCCCGGCCGAGGUCCCACGAUGGCUGGCACCAGGGGAAGAGACAGAAAGGUCUGCGCUGGAGGAAGUGGACCGUUCAGGUGGUGGUGCCCAGAGGGAAUUCCCACCUCCCAGAUGAAGAUAAAAUCGACGAGCUCCUAAAGAAACUGGGUGCCUCCCUGCGACCCCCAGCCUCCCUCAAAGACCAAAGACGCUGCUGCUUUUGUCACCAGUUUGGAGAUGGCAUCACUGACGGCCCUGCUCGGCUGCUGAAUCUAGACCUCGAUGUUUGGGUUCAUCUAAACUGUGCUCUCUGGUCAACCGAGGUCUAUGAGACCCAGGCUGGUGCCCUCAUCAACGUGGAGCUGGCGUUGCGCCGUGGCCAGACGAUACGCUGCGCAUACUGCCAGCAGAUUGGAGCCACCAGCGGCUGCCAUCGCCCUCGCUGUACCAACAUUUACCAUUUCACCUGCGCUUUGCAAGCCCAAUGCACAUUCUUCAAAGACAAAACCAUGCUCUGCCACGCCCACAGGCCCAGAGGAACAGGGGGUCAAGCCCUGGAGCACGAGCUGCGCUGCUUUGCCGUGUUCCGGCGCGUUUACGUUCAGAGGGAUGAGAUGCGUCAGAUUGCCACGGCUGUGCAGCAGCCUGAGUUGGGUUUUACCUUUCGAGUGGGCAGUUUGGUGUUGCAUGCAAUAGGCCAGCUAACUCCACUCCAGAUGGCCUCUUUCCAUUCCUCUACGGCCAUCUUCCCAGUUGGCUACGAAGCUUGCCGUGUUUACUGGAGUAUGCGCCAUGGCAACCGCCGUUGCCGCUACGUCUGCUCUGUUGAAGACAACGACGGGCUGCCAGAGUUUACCAUCAGAGUCAUAGAACGAGGCUACCCCGACCUGCUCCUCACCGAUGCUUCCCCUAAAGGGGUGUGGGAUAAGGUUCUUGGCCCAGUUGCUGAAAAAAGAUCAGAAUCAGGAACUCUGCAGCUUUUCCCAGUUUAUCUGAAAGGAGAGGAUCUGUUUGGACUCACAGUACCCGCCGUCACCAAGAUCACCGAAUCGCUCCCAGGAGUGGAGUCCUGCGAUCGGUACUCUUUCCGUUACGGACGCAAUCCUCGUUUGGUUUUGCCUCUUGUGUUCAAUCCUGCUGGAUGUGCUCGUGCCCAGCCAAGAACCAGCUCUCCCUACACCUCACUGGUGAUCAGGCCACAGCCACAAGCUGCGUCAAGCAGCAGUGCCAGAUCCAACCAGAAUGUGGCCCAAGGAGAAGGCGGGGUUCCUCACAGUAAGACUCCAGUUGUUCACCCGAGAUCCUCCCAGUACCGCUGGAUGAAGAGUGAGUGGCGGGCUAAUGUUUAUUUGGGCCGCUCUCAGAUCCAGGGCCUGGGCCUGUUUGCUGCCAGAGACAUUGAAAAACAAUCCAUGGUAAUCGAGUACAAUGGAACCAUCCUCCGAAAUGAGGUCGCCAUCAGGAAAGAGAAGGUUUACAGAUCGCAGAACCGAGCGGUGUUUAUGUUCCGCAUCGACAGUGAACAUGUUGUUGAUGCCACUCGAACUGGAGGGCUAGCGAGAUAUAUCAACCACUCCUGCGCCCCCAACUGUGUGGCAGAGGUGGUCACCUUCGAGAGAGGUUACAAAAUCAUCAUCAGCUGCGUUCGGAGGGUUGAAAAAGGCGAGGAGCUGUGUUUCGACUAUCAGUUUGACGCCGUGGAGGGCCGGCACAGGAUUGCUUGCCACUGCGGCGCCCCUAAAUGCAGAAAGUGGAUGAACUGAAGGAAAAAAAAAAAGAGAAACCCAAAUAAAUAUUAUUCACUGCGGCGCACGGCCAACUCGGCUUAAAGAAAGGGACUUCACACAAGUCAUUUCACCCACGAGGGGGGGGAAGAAGGCCUCUGGAAGAAAGGAAUCCACCCGUUUGUCCAUCGGGGUUGUUAAACAGAAAUAAGGUGGAGGAAGGGAGAUCUCCCGGUAGCAGGAUGCGACUUGUGCCAUACGCGGAGGCUGCGUCGCUCCUCCGUGCGUCCGUCUGUCUGUCUGACUGUUUUUCUGCGUGUUUGUUUGAUGUUCAUGGGUUGUGGAAUCCACCAGCGAAUGAGAAAGCACUGUGCAGGGUGCGGCCUUAUUGCUUACUAAGGGCAGGCCCUUUUGUUACAUACUGUCAAUGUAAACCGUAUGACUAAAUGUAGACAUCACUGAAUGAGGAAUGUACAGCAGUGAAUACCGUGAAGGGAAUAUUAACUUGCACUAAAAAAUAAAAAAAAAUAGAAAAAAAAAGACCAUACACAUGAAAACUUUUGAAUACUUGAUUCCAUGAGUCAGUUUUAUCAUAGGUCUCAGUCAUGUGAUUUGUGUGGAAUUCGAGAGGUUUUGUAUUUAUUACCGAGUGAAUGAAUUUUAUUCUUUAAAUGAGAUUGACUUACAGAAGGUCUCUAGAUUGCUAUUGUUUUUGAAGACUGAAGAAGACAUGCUGUUACUUUUUUUGUAUAAAUGUACAUAAAGAAAACUAUAGGAAUAACGACCAAAUACUACCUUAAUCUUCUCGAUGUUUGGGUGUUUUUAAACUGUUUUUGUUCUCUUUGUCAUUGAAAUUUAUUUAAGAUAGUUGUUAUUUCAGUCAGAGUAUAUAUUAUGAUUAUUCUGUACAGAAUUUGUAAAAUAACCACAAUAAUUCACAAAGUAUUUUUGUUGUAUUAAAGUAAUGUAUUGUAGCGUAGUGUUUUGUGACAUACACAUACUUUGACCACUCAAAAAAGAAAUAUUUUUGUUGACUAGUGUAACCAGUUAGCAGUUACAGAUUUUUUUUUUUUUUAAACCGCUCUUACAGUAGUAAGAGAUCAUUGUCAUAUGUUUGCUGUUAAUCAGGUUGGAUUUUAACGAACUGUGAAUUAGGUUUUGAAACCCCCAAACAACUUUUUAACUUUUUAUGGCAAGAACAGCAACAUGUAUUUUACUUGUUUGUUUUUUUGUUGUUUUUAUUCUACUUUUAGCUGAAAAUCUGUAAUGAUGUUGUGACUUGGGCGCACUAGUGUGCAACAGAAUCGUACGUAGAACCGUAGCUUGUUCUACCUUUUCUUGGACAGAAACGGCAUUGUGCUUAAUCAAAAAUAUUUCUUAUACUGACACUUCACAAGUCACAUGCUUAGAAAUGGACGUUUUUCUGCGUGCACAAUUUCAAAUUGACUGUAAAAUUUUCCAGACAGUCUUAGAACUUGUAAUGUAUAUGGCAUGUAUUUUUUUAACUUUCCGAAGACUAAAUUGUAUAUAUUUUCUCAAUGAAUGGUUGUAAAAAAAUUGUUUCUUGGAUAUUUUUUUCUCUUGUAUAGUACUUCAACCUGCCAGUGUGUCUGUGCUACAACUUUUUUGUUUUUCUUUCCAAGUUGUGUAAAGUAGUCCAACUUUUUUUUAUUUUUUUUCCUUGUUUCAUUUUUUUUGAAAAUGCCUUUUGAAGUGUACAAACUGAGGUUUGGAGUUUGUGGAACUGAAUUUAGAAACAUUUACAAAAAUAAACUAUUUUACAUGUUAAA